This is a messenger RNA of Botrytis sinoallii, 180 nucleotides long. RefSeq lists its product as uncharacterized. The transcript has 2 exons. The coding region runs from base 1 to 180 and encodes 59 amino acids. The record is from RefSeq and is a predicted model, not a curated record. NCBI's taxonomy places the organism in Eukaryota, Fungi, Ascomycota, Leotiomycetes, Helotiales, Sclerotiniaceae.
AUGGUUUGGAAAAUCUGCCCCAAGCCCAAAAAGCAGAACCAAGAGACUAUGUCUAAAUCACCGGGAACUGAAUUGGUUGCAGUUACCAAUAAUGCUGUCCCAACCAAAAAGAGCGAAUUCGAAGGGUUCCCACUCGAUAUUAUAAACAUUACUCUUCGAUAUCCUACUCGAGCGAGAUGA